GUACGUGACUUGACGUCGCAAACCCAGAAGCAGCGCAACAAGGUUGCUCAACACAUUUCGCCGCCUCUCCGAGUGUGUCCGUGUGUUUCUGCCGCAAAGAGCCGGACUGCGUUUACUUUCGGAGUUGACAGCAGGAAACAUUGUAUCUCAGCAAAGAGGUUCCCUCUCAGCUUCAUGGCGUCCGGAGGCCCCGUCAUGAACGGCGACAUCUCUCGCUCUGCCGGUCAGUCGUGCCCGCUGGAGGAAACCCUGCAGCAGAUGCACAUCCUCAUCCAGGAGAACCGAGAACUGAAAGAGGCCCUGCGUCAGACCAACAUGACGAUGAAGGAGCGCUUCGAGGAUCUGUCGGCGUGGCGGGAGAAGCAGCGGCAGGAGCGCGACUUCCUGGAGAGCAGGCUGGAGGAGGCUCGGGGCCGCAUGGAAGAGCUGACCCUCCAAAACCAGGAGCUGAGCACGAGGAGGGACGGAAGGACCGGGGCAGCUCCGGCAGAAUUGCUGGCGGCGUCAUCCAAUCAGAACAGAGCAGAGCUGGACGCCCUGUGCGCCCAGAUUGCUCGCCUGCAGGCAGAGAAGAACGACCUGGUGAGCAUGAACUCCGAGCUGCAGCUGAAGGCGGACCAGGACUCGCACGACGACUCCUUCAUUGAAAUCAUCAGGGUCUCGGAUGAAGGCGUGAACGGUGUGUGUGGUUUGGAGCGCAGCCGACGUCCGGACCUGAGCAUGGCGGCGUCCCGACUGGAAAGCGAGGAGAUGACCGUCAGCCAGCUCCUCCAGUCCCUGAGGAACGAGACGCAGCGGGCCGAGCGGCUGCAGGCCGAGCUUCAGUUCUCUGCUGCCAGGAUAAGAGAGCUGGAGGAGAGGAAGACGGGCGUGGAGAAAGCAACCCAGACCCCCGAGGCCGAGACCAAGGAGGAUUCUGGGAAGGAGGAAAAGGCAGCGUCCGAGGUGGAGAAUCUGAAGUCUCAGACGAUGACGCUGUUCAAGGAGCUGCAGCAGGCCCAGAGCAAGCUGGACGAAGCUGAAGGCAUGAAGAAGAACCUGCAGGACAGAUGCCGGGAGGUGGAGCAGGACGUGGUCACUCUGAAGGCUCAGCUGGUGGAGAAGCAGGCUGUUCAGACGGAGAACGACCGGCUGAAGCUGCAGGUGGACAGCAUGCAGGCUCAGAGCCUGAUUGAGCAGAGGAAGAACGGGGAGGAGAGGAACAACCUGGCCCAACUGAAGGAUGCCUACACCAAGCUGUAUGAAGACUACAAUGAGCUCAUGGAGGAGAAGAAGAAGAGAGAGUCUGUGCUGGUGCAGAAGGCGGUGGUGGACGAGCUGCAGGACCGGCUGAGUGUCGCCGAAGAGGCCCUGGCUGUGAAACAGAACCACAUCGACAACAUGAAGCAGGAGAUCUUCAGCAAGGAGGAGGAGCUGCAGACGAUAUCCGUGUUCCAGGCUCAGGCGGAGGUCUACUCCUCUGACUUCUACGCAGAGCGAGCAGCGAGGGAGAAACUCCACGAAGAGAGGGAGCGUCUGGCUGCUCAGCUGGAGUACGUGAAGAAGCAGAACAGCCAGCUGCAGGAGGAGUUGGACUCGCUGGGCAGGCAUUCGCUGAACGAGAUGCAGAAGAGACAUGUGUCACUGGGAGGGAAUCCACACGGAGCCGGCGCCAGUCUGGUCGGAAGAGGUACCAACUGGCAGCAUCAGGGUAAUAUUCCCGAACACGCCUGUCCCAAGUGCAAUGAGAUCCUGCCGGACCUGGACUCCCUUCAGAUCCACAUCAUGGACUGCAUCAACUAAACUCCCUUUAGUUGCCUUUAGCACCUUUUUAAUCCGAGUCUUCCUCUCCUUCUACCCGCCUCUCUUCUCAACACAGUUCCACGUUGAACCCAGUAGCAUUCACUUUACACUAUUUACACUUUUCUCUGAAAGGAAUUACUCUCUAGUUUGUUAAAUUUGAGAAUUCCUUCGUAAGAUUUGAAUCCAAACAAAAUAUUGUCGGACUCAUCUUGCAGGUUGUCAGGAACUUUGAUAAGAUUAUAGUUUGGCGAAUGUGUGCAUGACCGGCAGAACAUGCCAAAUGAAUGGCAUGUAUAUGUAUAUUUAUACAUUUAUGUUCUUUUUGAAUUCCUUUUAAAAUUCCCUUUAAAUAUUAAAAUUUAAUUUGAUCUAUAUUCUUUGGUUGGAAAGAUCUUUUCGCUCAUGACUUGGUUGUUGGCGUACGCACCAUGUAGGCACUUUAAUAUGAUUAUAUAUAUUAUUCAGAAGAUACCUGUUAAUUAGAAUGUAAUAUAUUUAACUUGUUUAUUAAUCCGUCUCUGGAAGCACCAGCCUUUAUACGUCCAUGUGCCGGAGGCUCCAACACCACACGCAGUCAUAUGGAGAUUAUUUCGGAUUUCGGAUUCCAUGUUGUACUUCUGUGAAUGAAAAUAAAAUAUGCAAAUUUC
This is a messenger RNA of Cyclopterus lumpus (lumpfish), 2429 nucleotides long. RefSeq names its product optineurin (gene optn). Gene Ontology annotation, biological process: Golgi ribbon formation; protein localization to Golgi apparatus; regulation of canonical NF-kappaB signal transduction. Gene Ontology annotation, cellular component: cytoplasm; Golgi apparatus; nucleus. Lineage: Eukaryota; Metazoa; Chordata; Actinopteri; Perciformes; Cyclopteridae. The transcript is spliced from 13 exons. Gene Ontology annotation, molecular function: K63-linked polyubiquitin modification-dependent protein binding. The record is from RefSeq and is a predicted model, not a curated record. Bases 175 to 1782 code for a protein of 535 amino acids.